UGGGCCGGGCCGGGCGGCUGUAGCGCGCUCCCCGUCAGAACGCCGGGAGGUGGGAGCGGCGGGGCCGAGCGCGGAGGUGAUUGCCCGCCGGCAGCGGGGAUGCUGCUGUUGCCGCCACUACCACCGCCGCCGCCUGUGAGGGGGCAGCAGGCGGGGGAGCGGGCGGCCGCGGCGCACGGCGGCAUGAGCAGCGGCGGGAAGGUGUCCCGAGCCCCGCGGCAGCGCUAGGGGCCCCCCUUCCCCGCUCCGGCCGCCACCUGCGAGCCCGCGGCGGCGGCUUCAGCCCGCCCGGAGGCGCAGCGCGAAGCAAGGCGGGCCCCCUCCAGCCGCCCGACACGGGGGACAGCCGGGCCAGCCACAAAGCGCCGCCGCCCUCCCUCCUCCUUGAGCCACCGCGCUGCCCCUGCCGGCCCCCACCGGCCCGCCCGCUGCCGGGGAGGCGGCGGGAAGGAGGGAGGGGGCGAGCGGAGCCCCCUCGUUAGCCCCUCACUGCCCGAUCCAUGGGAGGAGCGGGUCGUCUCCCUCUGGGAAGCGCCGCCGCGGCUCGCCGGGAUUGAGCGGAGCGGCCGGCAGCCGGCGCGGAGGGAGGAUGCCAGUGCUCCGGAAGGUGCUGCGGGUCUCCAAUCGCUCCAUGCUCGCCUUCAUCUUCUUUUUCUCCUUCUCCUCCUCCUGUCUCUACUUCAUUUAUGUGGCCCCCGGGAUCGCAAACACAUAUCUCUUCAUGGUGCAAGCUCGUGGUAUAAUGUUGAGAGAAAAUGUGAAAACAAUAGGACACAUGAUCAGAUUGUACACUAACAAAAAUACUACACUGAAUGGCACAGAUUAUCCUGAAGGAAACAACUCUAGUGACUGUGUUGCUCAAACAACAAUGUAUCUUCCAGAAAACUUCACUUACUCUCCUUACCAGGCUUGUCCAGAGAAGCUGCCUUACAUGAGAGGCCUUAUUGAUGUCAAUAUGAGUGAAAUCAGCUUUGAUGAGAUUCAGCAACUGUUUUCAAAAGAUUUAGACAUUAAACCAGGAGGACACUGGAAACCAAAAGACUGCAAGCCACGAUGGAAGGUGGCAAUCCUUAUUCCUUUCCGGAAUCGCCACGAGCAUCUUCCCAUUUUUUUCCGCCAUCUGAUCCCUGUGUUGCAGAAGCAGCGGCUGGAAUUUGCCUUCUAUGUUGUUGAACAGGCAGGUACACAACCUUUUAAUCGUGCAAUGCUCUUUAAUGUUGGCUUCAAAGAGGCCAUGAAGGAUGCUGUCUGGGACUGCAUAAUAUUUCAUGAUGUGGAUCACUUACCUGAAAAUGACAGAAAUUACUAUGGAUGUGGAGAAAUGCCACGGCACUUUGCAGCAAAGCUGGACAAAUACAUGUACAUUCUUCCGUACAACGAGUUCUUUGGUGGUGUAAGCGGCCUGACAGUGGAACAGUUUAAGAAGAUCAAUGGGUUUCCAAAUGCCUUUUGGGGAUGGGGUGGAGAAGAUGAUGAUCUUUGGAACAGGGUUCACUAUGCUGGAUAUAAUGUGACAAGACCAGAGGGAGAUUUAGGGAAGUACAAAUCCAUUCCUCACCAUCACAGAGGUGAAGUCCAGUUUUUAGGACGGUACAAACUUCUGAGGUAUUCCAGGGAACGUCAGUACAUUGAUGGCUUGAACAAUUUAGUAUAUACUCCCAAAAUACUUGUCAGUAGGUUGUAUAAAAAUAUAACUGUUAAUCUCAUACCAGAACUCGCUCCUGUUAGAGACUAUUGAUGGAAGUGGAAUGACAGACUGCCCUACCAGAAGAAACUUAGCCCUGGAAGCUACUAAAAGACCCUGUAAACCAAAACCAACCCAACAAACAGCAGCUUAGAAUUAGAGAUUUGUGACCAUUUUGUUGCAUAUUUUGGGAUGAGAGGUGACUGCAUGUACCAUGAAAAAGAAAAGCAAAGCCAAGCCAGCAGCUACCACUCAGCAGCACCACUCAGAUGUUUACAGCAUGAGACUACUGUCCAAGCCUUCAUUCUUCAUGUUCUUAACCACUCAGCUAAAGAAACUGCAGAACAGAGACUUGUAGCUUCUCUGGAAGUAGGGACAGAAGGAACCACUUCUUCCAGCAAUGUUGUGGGGUUCUUUUUGUACUAACCCACCCUCCUAACCCUCCUCAUAUUUAAAAUGAAUGCUUCUGUUUCUUUUUAAAAUGUGGUUUUGUAAAUAUGUGAUGUAAAUUACUGUGUGUACAUGCCUUUUAAAUGGCUCAGUAUUUUAUGCUCCAGUAUGUAUUUGAGUGUGUUCUUGUUUGAAUUCUAUAGGAAUGUUUUUCUUAGCAUGAAAGAACAAGUGUAAACUGUAAGUAUGCUUAAAACAAGGUUAUACCUUAUGUGAAAUGAAGGAAAUAUUAAUUGUUGGCCAGCUAUGACUGUAAACUGUUAUACUAGUUUUGAGCUCUAGGCCUUUUUGCAUAUCCCUAUAGAAAAAAAUCAAUUUCCUAGAAGAGCUUGCUAGAAAGAAAGCUUUGAGGUUUAUUUAUUGCCAGCAAAACUGUAUGAUACCCUGCCUGCCAUCUAGACCCUCUAGGUAUGCAUAUUGCAUGUGCAUUACUGAACAAAUCUUGCAGCUGUUGCUAUUAUGGUGACCUACAGGAGCUCUUCACUGUUUCCAAGUGUGCCACUGGUGUCAGUGUCAGGGACUUUAAUGCCUAAAACGAUGUGUCUGGGUGCGUACAGUAUUUUGGUAUUGGUCUU
This is a messenger RNA of Dryobates pubescens (Downy woodpecker), 2709 nucleotides long. RefSeq names its product beta-1,4-galactosyltransferase 6 (gene B4GALT6). Bases 590 to 1738 code for a protein of 382 amino acids. Lineage: Eukaryota; Metazoa; Chordata; Aves; Piciformes; Picidae. The transcript is spliced from 9 exons. Gene Ontology annotation, biological process: carbohydrate metabolic process; glycosphingolipid biosynthetic process. The record is from RefSeq and is a predicted model, not a curated record. Gene Ontology annotation, molecular function: UDP-galactose:glucosylceramide beta-1,4-galactosyltransferase activity.